This is a messenger RNA of Sardina pilchardus (European sardine), 1518 nucleotides long. It is a transcript of the gene cnpy1, whose product is annotated as canopy FGF signaling regulator 1. The coding region runs from base 232 to 795 and encodes 187 amino acids. Gene Ontology annotation, cellular component: endoplasmic reticulum. Lineage: Eukaryota; Metazoa; Chordata; Actinopteri; Clupeiformes; Clupeidae. The record is from RefSeq and is a predicted model, not a curated record. The transcript is spliced from 7 exons.
CCUUCAGCCCUGCACGUCUGUGGAGAGAUCAGUUAUUAUGUGUGUGAAAACAUUACUCGGGUCGAUAGCGAUCCUGUAGCUUCGACUACAACUUGUAAAGGAGACACACCACAUCCGUUUCACAUCCACACGGCAUAAUUCUUGCUGACAGGUUGAAUUCGUGACGCAGAGUCAACGCCAAAACUUUCCCUGCCGUUGUUUCUGUCAAAGCUAUUCGUACAGUAAGGCAAGAUGAGCCCAUGGAUUAUUCAAACUGGCCUUGUUCUGCUGCUGCUGUCAGGGUCGUUGAAGACAACAGAAGGGAAGAAGGAUGAGAUGCUGUAUUGUUCAGCCUGCAUGGCAAUUGCUGAUGAGCUGAACUAUUCAAUUAGCCAGACUGAUCCUAAGAAGACCAUUGACGUGGGUGGAUUUAGACUGAAACCUGAUGGUAGUCUCACUGAUAAGAAGGUUCCUUUUGCUAGGUCAGAAACUCAGUUAACGGAACUGCUGGAAGGAGUGUGCAACAGCAUGAGUGAUUACGCCCUCCAUGUGGAUCCAGACACCAAGGAAAAGAGCUAUAAAAGAUUUGCCCCAAGGAGCAACGGCGGUGGGGAUUUCCCCGAUUUUAACAAUUUUAAGUUUGAUGGCCCAGAGGGUUCCAAUGCUCUCAAAUUUGCUUGUGAGACUGUUGUGGAAGAGCUAGAAGAUGAUAUCAUCUCUCUCUUUGCCAAUGAAUCAGAACACAUAGCCGACAAGUUGUGUGGCGAAAUAUCAGGCUAUUGUAAAGGGAGCCAAGGCCAGCGUUCAGAGUUGUAACAUUGGCUGGAGAACAAUGCCCAAGCUGUGACCUGAGUCAUGUGCAUCUCUGUGGUGGAAAUGAACACUGUGCCUUAAAUUAAGUGGCUGUUCGUAAUACUCAAGUAAAUUCUGUUCACUGGCUCCUAAUUGGUUUUGUUUGGUGUGGUCUACAGCGGCCUGUCAAAGGCCAUCAAAAACAAGUUAAAAUGGCCACAUAUUUGCUCUUUAAUUAGUAGAAAAUAUAUUUUUGGACCAUGAUUACAUAUUGCACUAUUAGCAUUUUAAUUUAAUAAUGUUACUUGAAAUGGCCUACAUUUCUUUAAUCAGAGCAUGUCAUAUUCCCUUUGCUUAUUUUUUUUACUCAAGCCUCGAUUAUUGCAUUGCUGAUGAAGCCACCAUACAAUAAUAAUGAUGUUGGGAGUCUUCUAAGAAAAACUGAGCACUUGUCCCUUUAGUAUGGAGAAACAAAAAAGCAUUUAUGGUUUAUUUUUUGUACUGUACAUACUGUUUGUCUUUCCGGUUAUGUCAAUGCUCUACGCAAAUGAAACCACGAAAAAAAAAAUAGAUUUCUGAAAUGUUUUUUUGAAGGAGUCACAUUUGCCAGAAUUAAAUAUUUCAAUGCAUAUAACUGUGUUGCAAUGACAAAGGCAAGCUAAUAUGUUUGGCCUGAAUUCUUGUUUCUGAAUUCAAAUUAUGUUGAAAAUUUGUUGCCGUCAUUAAAAUACGUAUUGAUCUUGCUAC